AUGGAUUACAAUGAUCAUAUUGAUGAUAGUGAUGAAGAUCAUUCUUAUGAUGUGGAAAACGAUGAAUAUGAUGAUGAGGAAUUAUAUGAUCUUGCUAUUGCUGGAUGUCAUGUUGCAGUGACAUAUUAUAUGAAAUAUAUUGAUAAACAACCUUGUAGAGAUUCUGAACAAAUUGGCUAUAUGUGGUUGAUGGAUUGUUUGACGGGUAAUGAAACGAAAUGUUACGAAAUGUUUAGAAUGAAGCCACAUGUUUUUCUUCAAUUGUGUAAUGUUUUACAACAUACAUAUGGACUUCAGCACACAAGGCAUAUUAGGCUUGAAGAGUCAAUAGGUAUAUGUUUAAUGAUACUUGGACAAGGAGCUUGUUAUAGGAUGGCUCAAGAAAGAUUCCAACAUUCUGGUGAGACUAUACACAGACAUUUUCAUAGAGUUCUGAAACACCUUAACAUAAUGUCAAUGGAUAUCUUCAAGCCUUCUGACCCUACAUUUAGUGUAGUUCCAAGACAUAUACAGAAGAAUCCAUUGUACAUGCCACACUUUCAGGACUGCAUUGGUGCCAUUGAUGGUACACAUAUCCAAGUUGUUGUUGGAGACGACAAGAAAGCUCCAUAUUAUAAUAGAAAGGGUGUGACAUCUUUUAAUGUGAUGGCAGCUUGCGAUUUUGAUUUACUUUUCACAUUUGUUAUGGCUGGAUGGGAGGGUGCAACACAUGAUACACGUAUUUUCUUAGAUGCCAUCCGUCGACAAUCUGUCAAUUUUCCAAAACCACCACCAGGAAAAUAUUAUUUAGUUGAUGCUGGAUACCCCUUAAGGAAAGGAUAUUUGCCACCUUAUAAGGGACAGAGGUAUCAUCUUUCAGAUUUUCGACGAGCUGGUAGAGGGAAUCACAUAGAAGAGAGGUUUAAUUAUGUUCACUCAUCACUUAGAAGUGCAAUUGAGCGAACUUUUGGAGUGUGGAAGAAUAAAUGGAAAAUUUUAAAGCAAAUGCCACCUUAUGACAUUAGGCACCAAAGAAACAUUAUAGUUGCUACUUGUGUUUUGCAUAAUUUUAUUAGAAAACAUGAUAGGGAAGAUGAGGGAUUCAAUUGGGAUGAACAUGACUUGGAUAGACCAAGAAGCAAUAGUAGUGGAGAAGGUAGUAGCAGACAGGCAAACGUUGAAAAUAUACAAGAUGAGGAGAUGAAAUUUGUUCGUGACAAAAUAGCUCGAUCCAUUUGUGGGUUGUAA
This is a messenger RNA of Quercus lobata, 1227 nucleotides long. RefSeq names its product protein ALP1-like. The transcript is spliced from 3 exons. Bases 1 to 1227 code for a protein of 408 amino acids. NCBI's taxonomy places the organism in Eukaryota, Viridiplantae, Streptophyta, Magnoliopsida, Fagales, Fagaceae. The record is from RefSeq and is a predicted model, not a curated record.